Molecule: messenger RNA, 321 nt
Organism: Aphanomyces astaci
Lineage: Eukaryota; Oomycota; Saprolegniomycetes; Saprolegniales; Verrucalvaceae
Exons: 2
Coding region: 1-321 (106 amino acids)
Source: RefSeq, a predicted model, not a curated record
AUGAGCUCCGUUGUCUUGUUCUGCGUCCUGGUUGCCCUCGCGACGAACUUUCCUGCGUCUGUGAGCGCCAUCGACGUCAGCGUCCUCGGCGUGCCGGGCACCUUCCACGUCCCUUCAGGCGUCAGUUGCGGGGGCAGCGACCUCACUCGCAUUGGCGCCUGUCCAGGCCCGCAACCUCGUCUCGAGUUCGGGUCGUGCUGCCAAGCGCUGCCCAACCGCCCUCUUCUCGUGCUGGGGUGCGUCCCGCGACUGGCGGCCACGAGUGGUGUCCACGACCCCGGAAAGGCCAGUUUCCACCACCCCAGAAAGCACAAGUACUAG